Molecule: messenger RNA, 1218 nt
Organism: Penicillium salamii
Lineage: Eukaryota; Fungi; Ascomycota; Eurotiomycetes; Eurotiales; Aspergillaceae
Source: the annotation of a GenBank genome assembly
AUGCAAGUGGAAGACUGCAGCGCCAUGUUUAGGGUAUACCUUUUGUCCCUCUUGGGCCUCCUGUUCCACACCGUAGCAGUCCACAGUGCCGCUUUACAACAUGUUUCGCGCCAGCAAUGUCAGUCCACAGGCACCCAUUGUCCAUCCGGAACAAUCGUCGUCAGCGCCUCCGACAACCGCGCCCACUACGCGACCAUCCAAGGUGCCCUGGACUCCCUACCAGCCGACACAAGCUCCCAGACCAUCCUCAUCCUAGCAGGAAACUAUACAGAGCAGCUCAAUGUCACCCGCUCAGGACCAGUGACACUCCUCGGUCAAACAUCUGCCUCCAAGGAUGCUACUCGGAACCGUGUGCGCAUUAUCUGGGCGGCUGCCAAUAAAGACAAUACAGGCCAAAGUGUCGACAAUGUCUUCUCCAGCGUUCUAGUCGUAGCACCAACUCUCGAAUCUAGUCUCACUGGCUCGGGGACAACAGGUUACGCCGUCCCUGCCGAUACACCAUUCGGCAAUACCGACUUCCGCGCUUACAAUAUUGACUUUGAUAACACUUGGUCUGAAUAUUCGGAUGGACCAGCGCAUGCGUUGAGCUUCUCGCGUGCCAACGGUGGCUUCUACUACUGUGGAUUCUAUUCAUACCAAGACACGGUCUACGUAGGCAAAUUGGGCAAUGCCUACUUCUACAAAAGUAUCAUCGCUGGGCAGACUGACUUCCUGUACGGGUUUGGCACGGCCUGGAUUCAAUCAAGCGAGUUACAGCUCCGCGGUUGCGGCGGAGGCAUCACAGCUUGGAAGGGAAGUAACACGACAUUCACCAACAAGUACGGAGUGUACAUCGUGGACUCCAACCUGCGUGCUGCAAACUCAUCCAUCGCACCGGAUAUCAAGGGGAAGUGUGCACUUGGUCGGCCGUGGAAUAGCCAGCACCGGUCUGUUUUCGCGCAUUCCUAUGAGGAUGGGACAGUUGAUUCGAGUGGGUACAUUGAUUGGGUGGUCUCGGGGGUCGCGAGGUUCGAGAAGGGUGUUACUCUCAUGGCUGAGUAUCAGACUUAUGGACCUGGAUUUAAUGAAUCGGGCCGUGUCGCUGGGGGUGUGACUACCGUUCUUGAUAAGAAGGAGUAUGAGCCGUAUAGUACGCCGCAGAAGGUCUUCCAGAACCAGGAGGGUGUCUUCGGUAACACGAAGUGGAUUGAUUGGGAUACUGUCAAGGCUGGUAAUUGA